UAUAGAUCUGAUCUCCUUCCAAGCCGUAUAGGUUCUGAAGGCCCUUUUACUGUUGACAUCCGUAUAGGAAGUCUAUCUGUUCAACGACCUCAUUUAAGUUUAGUCGACAUUUGCAAGACGUCAUUCCAUUGCUACAUAUAUACUGAAAUCACCCAUGAUGACACCGCGUCCUAUAUACCUCCUUGCAUUCCGGACCUCCCAUCCCUACGAGCCCGUUUUACUAUCUGGGUUCCCUCAGAAGAAAGUCCGGACGCAGGAAGCAAAAACGUCAGUUCCUUUUGUAUUUAACAUUGCCUAGAUAGAGAACCAGCCGCUGGAACUUCCAAAAGAUGACGUUGCUAAACUGAGACACCGAGAUGAAGUUUCGCUCUCGCGCGGUGCCUCCAUCCUCCUAUCAUGUCGUAUGUUUUUUUUUCCCCCUCUGCCUGGAACGAUGCUCGUUCCCCAUCAGCCUUCGCAGCCCACCGGCGUUUGCUGAUGUCGGAGAUCCCAUCUCAGCUGAAGCCUGUGCUUUGGUCCGAGUCCUGGACAAAAGUCGGACGCUGAACGGGUGGACGGAUCACCGUGGGCAAGUGAGAGAGAAAUCGGGGGCCUAUAUUUACCAGUAUCCGCGGGCAAAAUAAGAAUCGGCUUCUAUGCCGGUUCCUGCCCGAAUUUCCUUAAUGACAACUGGUGCCUGCUAACAUGCAUAAUCAAAGGGGACCUGUGUUUCAUCACUCUCUAUCGA
Molecule: messenger RNA, 727 nt
Organism: Aspergillus alliaceus
Lineage: Eukaryota; Fungi; Ascomycota; Eurotiomycetes; Eurotiales; Aspergillaceae
Exons: 1
Source: RefSeq, a predicted model, not a curated record